AUGACCCCAUCUCACAAUUCGAGCCUCACGGAUCCCGUAGCUGCGCCGCAGCAGGUGGCUCAGCGGCGGCCGCAAAAGUCAAACGCAGAUACUAUCACAGCCGAGUCCCCAGCACCUCUCGCCAAUCAGCUCGACAAGCCGCCUAGCACAACUGCUGCGAGUGUCCAUGACGGUCUCGAGACGAUGCAGAUGCUGGAGGCUGGAGAUGACGAAGAGAUUGACGUCGAAGGAGGCUGGCAGGGCUGGCGCGUGGUGAUGUGUGCGUCUGUCUACUUCUUCUUCACGCUGGGACUCGUCUACUCGUUCGGUAUCAUCCAGGAGACGCUUGUCUCAGCGGGCGCUUGUGACGCAGCGACGCUCGGCUGGAUCUCGUCGCUGACCAUCAUCCCGAUGCCCGUGUUCUCCAUCCCGUUCACCAAGGCCGUCUCGCAUCUUGGAAACCGCGUCGUUGGCGCCGCCGGGGCUGUCUCGGUCUCGGUGGGCUACGCAUGUCUAUCCUUCUCCUGGUCACCCACUGCGCAUCCGAAGCACGCACCCGGAGUUGGCGUAGAACAGGCGUUGGAGCUCAACAUGGCUCGAAUGGUCGUCUUCGCGCUGAUGGUCGGAAUCGGGUAUGGCAUGGUCUUCUUCUCCACCAGCCAAAUUGCCGUGGGCUACUUCAAGAGCAAACGCGGACUGGUGAUCGGCAUCGUGUACAGCGCGAGUGGGUUCGGCGGCGCAUGCUGUGCGAUGCUGUUGCGCGUCAUGGCGAACCGCGUGGGCCUUGCGUGGGCGGUGCGUAUCCUCGGUCUUGGCGCAGGAGCAGCCAUGCUACCUCUCACAUGGUGGCUGGUACCCCACCACGCCGAACGCAGCAAGAGGUGCGUCGAGGCUUUCCGCCCCUCGCUCUUUCUCGAUUCGCGCUUCAACCUCUUGCUCAUCGCCACAGCGCUCGGGACUUUCCCGCUUUUCGUACCGCCAUUCCUACUGCCGACUUAUGCAACGUCGGCCGGACUCAGCCCCAAUACGGGAGCGUGGCUCGUAGCGGGCUACAGUCUCGCAUCGGCUGUUGGGCGUGUGGCGUUUGGUAUGGUGGCAGACACGAGAGUCGGGCCCGUCACAAGCCUGAUGCUCGCUCUGGUGCUGGCAAGCACCAGCAUCCUUGCCGUGUGGACUGUAUCCAGCAAUCUCGCCACGCUUGCACUCGCCAUGGUUCUUAACGGAGGAAGCUCUGGCGCGCUUCUCUCGCUGCAGCCUCCGGUCAAUGCGGCCAUCUUUGGCGUGCACCAGACCGCACUCACGAUGUCGAUGAUGAUGUGCUCGCGUGCUUUUGGCUCGCUCUUGGGUGGACCUUUGGCAGGCUACCUCCUGGAUGCAUUUGGUGGGCCGCGAGCGGGCACCAACGCCUACCGGCCCGCCCUACUCGUGAUGGGAGCUGGUUCUCCACAUCGAUCGAGCAGCCAACGGCACAUCCUUGAUAACAUCAGCUUUCUGCUCACGACCAACACCGACGGCAAAGGCAUCUUCAACAUGGCGAGGCACGGAUCACGCAGAGGAGGCAGCGGCAUGGAAUUCUGCUGCUGCUAUCUUCCCCUUGUCAAUGUCGGAGCGUACCUGCUGGUUCUCGAGACCGCGCUCGUAGCGCUGGCGGUCGGCAUCUGUGCACUGGCACCGCCCUCCAUCGUAGCUGGCCAGGGUGUGAUCCCUUCGUGGUCGAAAGGCCUGGUCGCCGCACUUGGCUUCAUUACUCUCGUCUGGCAAAUCCUGGGACUGGUUUCGGUAGCUCGGCAGAUGCCCACGCUCUACCGCACCUACAUCCGCAUCAACACUGUCCUCACGCUUGCCAUCAUCGCUGCCACUGUGGCCUUCCUCGUAACUGCAGCCGUGCAGCACAACAAAGCCGUCAGCACCUGCGUCACCACGUACGGAGUGAUGCCGUCGAGCUCGGCGUCGAGCUCGUCGACACUGCAGGUUUCGGGACUCGCCGAGACCGACGCCUUCUCGCAGGCGGGCAGGGACAUCUGCAACAUCUUUGUCUGGGCACAGACGGGUGUCAUGGCAGGCCUGAUUGUGCUCAUGGGUCUGACGCAGCUCUACAUGCUUGCUGCCCAGAAGGCGUACGGCAACAACCAGCGUGCCGCUUUCCGCGACAGCAAGGCCAACUACCAGGACAUCCCAAUGAACCCCAGAGAUUCGGCCGUGUGGGAGCCGCAUCCUGCUGAUCCUUAUGCUGGUCAGGGCGGAUACAGGCGCGACUAUGAUCACGAUGCCUACGACUCGUACGCCACCACCCCGGGCGGAAAGCAUGCGCACACGCCGUACUAG
This is a messenger RNA of Moesziomyces aphidis, 2304 nucleotides long. The record is from the annotation of a GenBank genome assembly. NCBI's taxonomy places the organism in Eukaryota, Fungi, Basidiomycota, Ustilaginomycetes, Ustilaginales, Ustilaginaceae.